UCGUCUCGCGUUCCAGAAGUUUGUCCCGUGCGCCGAGCCGUCCGCGCCUUCGCCGCUGCCAUGGCGGCAGCUCCGCCGCUCUCCAAGGCCGAGUAUCUGAAACGUUACCUGUCCGGGGCAGAUGCUGGCGUCGACGGAGCCUCCGAGUCCGGUCGCAAACGGCGGAAAAAGCGUCCGAAACCUGGCGGGUCCGGCAGCAAGGGAAUGCGAAUUGUUGAUGACGACGUGAGCUGGACGGCUAUUUCUACCUCUGAGCCAGACAAGGAGGAGGAGGAUGAGGAUGGCGAUUUGCCUGUGGUGGCUGAGUUUGUGGAUGAGCGUCCAGAGGAGGUAAAGCAGAUGGAGGCCUUUCGUUCCAGCGCUAAAUGGAAGCUUCUGGGAGGCCACAAUGAAGACCUACUCUCACAUGGACAUUUCCAUCACGACACCCCAGAUCCGUCUCCUCCUAGGAGGGUCCGUCACGACACCCCAAGUCCAUCUCCUCCUAGGAGGGUCCGUCACGACACCCCAAGUCCAUCUCCUCCUAGGAGGGUCCGUCACGACACCCCAGAUCCGUCUCCUCCUAGGAGGGUCCGUCAUGACACCCCAGAUCCGUCUCCUCCUAGGAGGGUCCGCCAUGACACCCCGGAUCCGUCUCCUCCUAGGAGGGUCCGUCAUGACACCCCAAGUCCAUCUCCUCCUAGGAGGGUCCGUCAUGACACCCCAAGUCCAUCUCCUCCUAGGAGGGUCCGUCACGACACCCCAGAUCCGUCUCCUCCUAGGAGGGUCCGCCAUGACACCCCAGAUCCGUCUCCUCCUAGGAGGGUCCGCCACGACACCCCGGAUCAGUCUCCUCCUAGGAGGGUCCGUCACGACACCCCGGAUUCAUCUCCUCCUAGGAGGGUCCGUCACGACACCCCAAGUCCAUCUCCUCCUAGGAGAGUCCGCCAUGACUCCUCAGAUGCUUUGCUCCCCAGGAAGCCCCAUCGUAAUUCUUCAGGUGUAUCUCCUAGGAGAAGCCAUCAUGGUUCCUCAGGUAUCCCUUCCCCCAGAAGGGCCCACAAUUCCCAUGAUGCAUCUCAACCUCGGAGGACUCUUGACUCCUCAGAUACACGGCAUCUCAAGAGGACCCGCCACGACUCUCCUGAUUUGGCAUCUAAAGUCACUCAUUCACUGCCCAGAACCCAAAGUAGUAAGGCUUCAAAAAGCACCUCUAGCAGGACUUCUCCACACCGGAAGGAGCUAGAACCCUCUGAGUCCUCUCACUCCAAGAGCAGAAAAUAUGAAUAUGACCGGGACCUUUCUCCUCCUCGAAAGAAGCAAGCAAAAUCCCAUUUUGGAGAUAAGAAGCAGAUUGAUUCUAAAGGUGACUUUCAGAAAGAUUCAGAUCUUUCUCCUCCACGGCACAAACAAAAGCCAGCCCAUCAGGAUUCUGAUUCAGAUUUGUCACCUCCACGGAACAGACCAAGACACCAAAACUCUGAUUCUGAUCUCUCGCCACCAAGGAGGAAACAGAAGACCAAAUCUUCGGAUUCUGAUCUGUCUCCACCUCGAAGGAGUCAGCCUACUGCAAAGAAGCAGGCUACCCAUAUGUAUUCUGGGGCCAAAGCUGGGUUGGUGUUAACUGGCAUUCAGCAAGAGCAGCAAGAACUCCAGAAACGGGACCAAAGAACCAUAGCAUUUGAAGCUGAAUUUCAGUUUGCUGAACCUGUGUUUCGAGACAAGUUUGGUCGUAAGACUAACAUGAAACUGGAGCGUUUAGAGCAAAGGAGAAAAGCAGAAAAAGACUCAGAACGAGAUGAACUGUAUGCCCAGUGGGGAAAAGGUCUUGCCCAGAGCCGCCAACAGCAACAAAAUGUGGAGGAUGCAAUAAAGGAGAUGCAAAAACCUCUGGCCCGCUAUAUUGAUGAUGAAGAUCUGGAUCGGAUGCUACGAGAACAGGAAAGAGAGGGGGACCCUAUGGCCAACUUCAUCAAGAAGAAUAAAGCCAAGGAGAAUAAGAAUAAAAAAGAAAAGCCUCGCUACAGUGGCCCAGCACCUCCUCCCAACAGAUUCAAUAUCUGGCCUGGAUAUCGCUGGGAUGGCGUGGACAGAUCCAAUGGGUUUGAACAGAAGCGCUUUGCCAGGCUUGCCAGCAAGAAGGCAGUGGAGGAACUUGCCUACAAGUGGAGUGUUGAGGACAUGUAAUUCUCUGAGCCUGUGUGGGUGUUAUGGGUUGUGGUAGCAUGGGACAGCCAGACAUCCAGCCCCGGCUGCCAGUUUGACACAGAAGAAUGUUAGAGACCUGACCUUUUGGUGCACCAGCACUGUCUCUGGGUAACUUUCAUAGGAAUAAGUGAUUUCUACAUACCAGGGUUUGUUCUUGGCUAGGCUCUUUCUUUUCCACUUUAAAAUAAACAUAUUUAUUUUUUUAAAAGCA
Messenger RNA from Perognathus longimembris pacificus (Pacific pocket mouse), 2398 nucleotides. RefSeq names its product BUD13 homolog (gene Bud13). Gene Ontology annotation, molecular function: RNA binding. The record is from RefSeq and is a predicted model, not a curated record. Gene Ontology annotation, cellular component: RES complex; U2-type spliceosomal complex. The coding region runs from base 61 to 2166 and encodes 701 amino acids. The transcript is spliced from 10 exons. NCBI's taxonomy places the organism in Eukaryota, Metazoa, Chordata, Mammalia, Rodentia, Heteromyidae. Gene Ontology annotation, biological process: mRNA splicing, via spliceosome.